CCUUUAGGUAGAGAUCCCGCCGAGAGGAUAAGCUUCGGUGCUAAACAAAUUCUUUGUGAUAUUGGAAAGUCUUGAUGGGGGACAUCAAUGGCCAAAGUCGGAGGAUCACCUUGACGAUCUCACAACCCCGAAAUAUCAUUGUCCUAGUUAAAGGAUAUCACCACGUCUUCGACUAAUUUGGAAAUUUCAGGAUUGUGAACAAUGUGCACACCACUCGUUAGAUUGCUUGGACCUGUGGCAAUGGAUCCUAUCGUUAUAUAGAGAAGAGGUUUCUUCUGUUCUUCCAAUUCCGUUGACUCUUCUUACGCGCUACGAUGUCAUACCUCACUCCUGCCCAGAUCCUCGACCAAGCAGCUUAUAAAUAUGCCAGCGGUGAAUACCAACCGCCUCAAUGUAGGGCAUCUACAAAUAUGGGGGUCGUACCUGCGCAAUUACACAAGGAAUCACCUUACUAUUCUACUUCCAGGACUUCUCAAGUUGAAAGUCUAAUCUCGUCGCACUAUGCAGGUCAAAAUUCCCGACAUGAUUCCAACGCCUCCCGCCCAGCUCACCAUCAUCAUUCCGCCACAUCUGUCCAGCGUCAAAGGUCAAUGCCGAUGAUAGGAUUCAGCGGGGGGCCCUCUUAUGCACCGUCAAUUCCGGUGACCUCGUCUGAAAGCCACGAUCCAUAUCCGAGCAUGUCUUCGGUCGUUCCGGCUCCGCUUUCAGAGAGAAGAAAUUCUCAGGAUACGAGUCCUUUCCAUGAAUGUACUCAUAUGAAACACAAGGGGAGUGGCGGGGGAACGUCGUACGCAUAUCCUGAUUAUCUCAACCUUCCUCCGGAUUAUCGGAGCGCCUCUAAGGAUACCCACAGGCAGUUCGAGUACCCUGGUUAUUUGAAUCUUCCGCCAGGGUAUAGCCGUGACUCUAAUAAUAUUCAGAAACAGACCAAGUAUCCUGAUUACUUGAAUCUACCUGAAGAAUAUCGAACAAGUCAGGCUCAGCAUGGACCUAUUCGGUCGUCUGGGUACCCCGGACAUACUCAGAAUCCUUAUCCCUUCACUUCAUCGAGCCACCAUCCUGCCCAGUCGAUUGAACCCCCCAAGCGACGUCGAGGUGAUCCUCAACUCAAUCGUUAUCCUGCCGAUCCGUUUCCCAUCGUCCAAGACGGCCGGGGCCCCACUAAUCACAUUCGUGUGCCGCAAAGAGUCUUUUACGACGAAACAGAUCUGAACCGUUGCAUGUCUUAUAGCAAGCCCAUAACGUUCAAGAUGAAGAAUUUUGCGGAACUCGGUGUCCGUCUGUUCGACUGCCUGGAUGAAAACCACUUCAGGCAUCCAAACAUUGAGGACAAGGAUGCUAAGCUUUUUAGCACCGACGAAGUCUACCGAGAGAUGAGGCUGAAGAUCUUGUGGCCUGGUUAUUCCGAGUAUCCAUUCACACGACGGAUCAAUAUACGCAAGGGAGAAAUGACGAGGAUAUCUAUGCUGUUCAACGUUGCGACUGCUAUUGCAGAUUUUGUCAAGAAGGUUCAGAGUGAUCGUGAUUGCACUUGUGAACGUGGUUUGGAGAUGUGGAAACUGACCGGUCGAGAGCGUCUGAACGUUGAUCAAUUCAUCUUGACUGGACUGGUUCAUCGUGGAGGUCCCAAUUGGCAGCCAGAGAUCUGGUGCCCUACGUUUACUUGAGUCAAAAGUCUUGCGUAAUUUCAAAGGAUGUAAUAUAUACAAUUCUGGACAAACUCAUAUUUUGUUCUAUCUUCUUCGUAUUUUAGUACUACUGUCGAUUGGCUAUCGAUACACACUGCGGCAGGGUCAUUCUUCCACCCCUUUCACCACCUUCCAAUAUUACAACGAUAGAUUCUGAGACUAUUUCGGACGACAUAGGAUCCCAUCCUUUAUCGGAAGCACCUAUCAGCACCUAUCUCAAAUAUAUGCUGAGAAGGAAUGACGAUCGGUAGCUUGAGAAAAGGGCCGGCUUUGAUGCUUCUUAGAAUUCUACCACCUGUCUAACACAACUUGUCUCCAAAACUAGUUCA
Molecule: messenger RNA, 2017 nt
Organism: Lentinula edodes (shiitake mushroom)
Lineage: Eukaryota; Fungi; Basidiomycota; Agaricomycetes; Agaricales; Omphalotaceae
Exons: 5
Coding region: 315-1667 (450 amino acids)
Source: RefSeq, a predicted model, not a curated record